UACUCUCAUCAUCCAUUACAAGCCCGAGUGAGUCAUUCCUGCACUCAAUCUGCCAAACACAGCAGCUGAAGCAUAAUCGGCCAAGUAGUCAAGCGCACGUAGCAUGGCUUCUGACGGUCGCAAACAGCCGCCAUGGGUUCCCCCCCGGGCCCAACCCAACGCCCAGAUACCCCAGCUCAAGAUCUAUAACAGUUUAACGAGGACCAAAGAUGACUUUGUCCCAGUCGACCCGACAGGAAAGGUGGUGACGUGGUACGCCUGUGGUCCGACGGUGUACGAAGAUGCGCAUUUGGGCCAUGCAAAGAAUUACGUCUCGACCGACAUCAUCCGCCGCAUCAUGAAGGAUUACUUCGGUUUUAGUGUCAAGUUCGUUAUGAAUACGACCGAUAUCGACGACAAGAUCAUCCUCAAAGGUCGCCAGCAGUACCUGCUCGCGCGUUUCAAGCAACAGCAUGCCGCCGAAGACAACUCAGUGAGCGAUUCAGUUCUGGCUGAGACCAAAGCCGCAUUCCAGCACUACAUUGGCAAGAACCUUCCGUCCCUGCCCUCGGAUACGAGCCCAGAGAACUUUUCCGAGGAAGCAGACAAGGCAUACGAGGAAAAUGUAAAACCUCGCCCUCUAGCCGACGCCACGACAGCACAACAAGGCCAGGCUCUUACUGUUGCCGAUUUGCUGCUGAGAGCACACAUUGGAACAGCAAAGUCUGCUGCCGAGGCCCUGCAAGCUCCGGGAACGCUGCCUGAAUUCUUCGCCAAGGCAACCGAUGUUUUGCUCCCAUAUCUCGAUGUGUUGCAUGGCGCCGAGAUGGACUCCAACAACUACGAGAUAUACCUGGAGCUAACCCAGAAAUUCGAACGCCGCUUCUUCGAGGACAUGGAUGCGCUCAACGUUCUGGCUCCCGACAAGCUGACUCGUGUGACCGAGCAUCUCCCUCAGAUCGUUCACUUUGUUGAGAAGAUUGUAACGAACGGUUUCGGCUAUGCUACCCCUGACGGCUCCGUUUAUUUUGAUAUCGACUCGUUCGAGAAAGCCGGCCACAGCUACUCCCGGUUAGAACCGUGGAACAAGAACGACCGUUCCCUCCAAGCCGAUGGUGAGGGUUCACUGUCCAAGGGAAAGUCAAUGAAGCGGAGCGAGAGCCAUUUUGCGCUGUGGAAAGCUAGCAAGCCGGGCGAGCCAGCAUGGCCAAGCCCAUGGGGUCACGGGCGGCCAGGCUGGCAUAUCGAAUGCUCUGCAAUGGCCUCCGAAGUGAUUGGGAAGUCGAUCGAUAUCCAUUCCGGAGGCGUCGAUCUUCGUUUCCCUCAUCACGAUAACGAACUCGCACAAUCGGAAGCUUACUGGUCGACUCCAGGCUGCCAGGUUCAGUGGACAAAUUACUUUAUUCACAUGGGGCAACUGAGGAUUCGAGGCUUGAAAAUGAGCAAGAGCCUCAAGAACUAUACCACUAUCCGGUCUGUUCUUUCCCAGAGCGAGUGGACUGCACGCUCUCUCCGGAUAUGCUUCCUCCUCAUGCCUCGGCAGGAUGGUAUUGAAGUAACAGACGAGCUCAUGAAGGCCGUCGUCGGCUGGGAGGGCAAGCUCAACAACUUCUUCUUGAAAAGCUUGGACAUCUGGAAACAUAGUUCACAUCCCAUGACUACGAGGCAAGAGCCUAGCGCGGCAGACCAACAAUUACUGAACGCACUGGAGAAGGCAAAAGUCGAUGUCGACGCAGCUCUUCGCGAUUCUUCCAACACCUCCGCUGUCAUGAGAAUCCUAUCUGAUCUUGUUACCGAGUCCAACUCGGCAGAGGCACUCUCCGAUCAGACAAUCAUCUUGCUCGCCCGGUGGGUAACACGCAUCACCACCAUCUUUGGUCUGGAUCCCGAAGGGGAUCUUAACAACCCAGACCGCAUAGGGUGGUCGGGUCUCGACAUUCCCGCGCCAGCAAAACCCUAUGUCUACCCUGCAUCGCACUUACGCGACAAGGUUCGGACCCUGGCCUGUGCCGGCUCGGUCGAUCACGCAGCCAUAGCGAAGCUCGCCGUCGAGAUUUCGACUGCGGCGCCAACGCCAGUCAUCGAGUCCUCCAAGGAACCAUACCAUCAGGUGCUGCAUCGGUUCUGCAGCGACAUCACAGCCCUCACGGCCCAGCAAGCGCCCGCCAAAGACCUCCUCGCCCUGUGCGACCAGCUCCGCGAUGUACAUCUCUGGAACCUCGGCAUCUAUCUCGAGGACCGCAACAGCCCCCAACCUGCUCUAGUACGACCCUUGGAUAAGUUGCUCGUAGAGGCGCGCGCGGAGCAAGAAUCUGCUGGCGCUGCUAAAGCCAAGGCCAAGCUGGAGCAGGAGGCUAGGGAGGCUGAGGCGGAGAAGGAGAUGUGCGAGCGCGCCAGGGUCGAUCCCCUACUGAUGUUCAAGGCCUCGGCCGAAUAUUCGGAAUGGGAUGAAGACGGCAUCCCGACUGUGGAUGCAGCGGGGAAUGUUGUGUCUAAGAAUAGGCGGAAGAAGCUGGUCAAGGAGUGGGAGAAACAGAAGAAGAGGCACGAGGAAUGGUUGGCGAUGCAGCAGGCGGCGUAGAAAAGGGGCAUUGGGCAUUGUCUCUAUUCUCGGGUCAAGGUGACCCGCAACGACGUGUUAUUGAUGAGAUAGCUACAGGUAGGAAAGGAAGAAGCGUUAUGUGAAUACCUAGGUCCAGUAUGCUUUAGAAGUGUGAAACUCGGGGGCCCAUUAACGCUGGACCCUCUGGUUGAGCGA
Chaetomium fimeti is the source of this 2737-nucleotide messenger RNA. Its product is annotated as tRNA synthetases class I (C) catalytic domain-containing protein. Bases 104 to 2560 code for a protein of 818 amino acids. The transcript has 3 exons. Gene Ontology annotation, cellular component: cytoplasm. Lineage: Eukaryota; Fungi; Ascomycota; Sordariomycetes; Sordariales; Chaetomiaceae. The record is from RefSeq and is a predicted model, not a curated record. Gene Ontology annotation, biological process: cysteinyl-tRNA aminoacylation. Gene Ontology annotation, molecular function: ATP binding; cysteine-tRNA ligase activity.